Messenger RNA from Zerene cesonia (dogface butterfly), 1476 nucleotides. RefSeq names its product kynurenine--oxoglutarate transaminase 3 (gene Kyat). Gene Ontology annotation, molecular function: pyridoxal phosphate binding; L-kynurenine:2-oxoglutarate transaminase activity. Gene Ontology annotation, cellular component: cytoplasm; mitochondrion. NCBI's taxonomy places the organism in Eukaryota, Metazoa, Arthropoda, Insecta, Lepidoptera, Pieridae. Gene Ontology annotation, biological process: biosynthetic process. The record is from RefSeq and is a predicted model, not a curated record. Bases 112 to 1476 code for a protein of 454 amino acids. The transcript has 10 exons.
ACUGUCGGUUGUCAGUGUCACUUUGAUAAACAUGUCAAAGUAAUUAGAACUGGUAAUUACAAAAUAAAACAAAAAUAAGCUAGGUAAUCGUUAUCAACUAAUUCACGCUCUAUGUGGAGGAAAGUCUUUUGUGUUGCGGCGCAAAGUCCCACACUGAUUUCUGAACAUUCAAGAGUGAUACGUCGAGGAAUAAAGACUGUUUCUAUAAUGAAUAAUAAAUUCAAAUUGCCGUCGCGAUAUGGUGCCGGCGAAGAAAGUGUCUGGGUAGAAUAUAUCCAAUUGGCAGCAGACUACAAGCCUGCUGUUAAUCUCGGCCAGGGCUUCCCCGACUUUCCUCCACCAGAUCAUGUGACCAAAGCUCUCAGCGACAUUGCUACGGGAGAGAAUUGUCUACUAAAUCAGUACACUAGAGGCUUUGGUCAUCCAAGAUUAGUGCAGAAUUUAUCGAAACUAUAUUCGCCGCUGAUCAAUCGUCAAUUGGAUCCAUUUAAAGAGAUUCUAGUUACAAGUGGAGCAUAUGAAGCCCUCUUCUCUACUAUUUUAGGUCACGUGGAUACCGGAGAUGAGGUUAUAGUGAUCGAACCAUUCUUUGAUUGUUAUGACUUCAUGAUCAAAUCAGCUGGAGGCGUGCCCAAGUUCAUCGCUUUAAAACCUAAAUCCAUGGAAGGCGACCAGACCUCAGCGAACUGGGUGCUAGAUGAGAAGGAGUUAGCUUCUCUCUUCACCCCAAAGACGAAGAUGCUGCUCCUCAACACCCCCCACAACCCGCUGGGGAAGGUGUUCACCAGACACGAGCUGGAGAUGAUUGCGGACUUGUGCAAGAAGCAUGACGUGCUGUGCGUGGCCGAUGAAGUGUACGAGUGGAUGGUGUAUGAACCCAAAAAGCACAUUCGGAUCGUGACGCUACCGGGCAUGUGGGAGAGGACAAUCACGAUCGGCUCAGCCGGCAAGACGUUCUCGGUGACCGGAUGGAAAAUCGGCUGGGCGUACGGACCGGCUGCCCUGAUGAAGAACCUGCAAGUGGUCCACCAGAACUGCGUGUACACUUGCUGCACUCCUGUACAGGAAGCGGUGGCCCGGUCCCUGGAGUUCGAGCUCGCCCGGAUCAACAGCCCGGACUGUUUCUUCGUCUCCCUGGCGAGGGAUCUGCUGUCGAAACGCGAUAACCUCGUGCGUGUGCUGCGAGAGAACGGCUUCCAGCCCACCGUGCCGGAGGGGGGGUACUUUAUUGUGGCCAAUUGGACUGGUUUGGAGAACAAAAUAGACCUGUCCUCCGAGCCAGACAAGUACAAAGACUAUAAGUUCACGAAGAAGUUCGCGAAGGAAGCGAGCGUGCUCACCAUCCCGCCCUCGGCGUUCUACUCCGAGCAGCACAAGCACUUGGGAGAGGACUUCGUUAGAUUCUGCUUCAUCAAGAAAGACGAAAACCUCGCCUUAACAGAAAAACUCCUCAAAGAGUGGAACGCUAAGAAGUAA